This is a messenger RNA of Oreochromis niloticus (Nile tilapia), 4682 nucleotides long. It is a transcript of the gene tecpr1b, whose product is annotated as tectonin beta-propeller repeat containing 1b. The record is from RefSeq and is a predicted model, not a curated record. NCBI's taxonomy places the organism in Eukaryota, Metazoa, Chordata, Actinopteri, Cichliformes, Cichlidae. The transcript has 26 exons. Gene Ontology annotation, cellular component: membrane. Bases 258 to 3839 code for a protein of 1193 amino acids.
UCAUAGCAGCACUUCCUCCAUUUCCUGUUGUGGAGUGGGAGCUGCACGGAGGAUUCCUGUGGUCCAGAAUGUGAAUUUAAUACUACUGUGUGCAUGGAUGACUUUAUUUGUUCUCCCCAGAGGUGCUGCUGCGUCACGGAGCCUCAUGCCAUGAGCCUCGGGGAUGACAGGCAUCGGCUGCUGCACCUGAUGUCAUGACGCGUCUGUGGAUAUUCCCUUGACAACCGCGGAUCGGAUACCAAUAUUCAGGAGCCAUCAUGCCCAUAACACUUCUGUGGGCCGUGGACGUGUACGGCAGAGUGUACAGCCUUUCUACAGCCGGCCAGCGCUGGGAACGUGCUGAUGACUCGCUGCUAGAGCUCAAACGUGUCUCUGCAGGGAAGGGGCGCUGCUGGGGCAUCGGCUGUGACCACCAUGUUUACCUCAACAUGAUGCCCAGUGAGACCCCGAUCCGCUACCGGGAGGAGACCUAUGAAAACCAGAGGUGGAACCCAGUGGAUGGCUUUACUGACACACUGCUGCCCACCGACCGCUGGCCGUGGAGCGAUGUGACCGGAAUGAAUCCCCAGCCGCUCCACAGUUUCCAGCUGCCCUCCCGCAGCUGGGAGUGGGAGGGAGACUGGUAUGUGGAUCACACCUGUGGAGGAGAACCCAGCCAGACUGGGGGCUGGGAGUAUGCUGUUGACUUCCCAGCCAACUUCUCCCCAGACAAAAAGUGGAAUUCUUGUGUUCGUCGUAGACGUUGGAUCCGCUACAGAAGAUACAUAGCACAAGGCACUUGGGCAAAGAUCCCCUUGGACAAUCCCAGGAAACCUCCACUGCCGCUCUGUGACAUCAGCUGUGGUGGCUGGGAGAUGAGCGACCAGUCUGGAAGGUAUCCCUACCUCUGGAGUGUAUCUCAACAGGGACAGGUGUGGUUCAGAGAGGGUAUCCACCCUCGUGUGCCAGAAGGCACCAGCUGGGAAGAAGUUGAAGUGCCCAAGGAGGUGGCUCAGAUAUCAGCUGGUCCUGGAGACCUGCUGUGGGCUUUACUCUGGGAUGGGAACCUGCUGGCACGAACUGGCCUGAGCCUGGACAGUCCCACUGGCACGUCGUGGCUCGAGGUGGAAUCACCGGGAAAGGAAAUUGAAGCGCUUCACGUGGCUGUAGGAGUCAGUGUGGUCUGGGUGGUCACUAAGGACUACAAGGUGUGGUUCAGGCGUGGCGUGAACUCCCACAACCCCUGUGGCUCUGGCUGGAUCAGCAUCGGAGGGGAGAUGAUGAUGGUGGACGUAGGACUGAAUGACCAGGUGUGGGCGGUUGGUGAGGACCGCGGCCUGUAUUUUAGAAUAGGUGUCACCCCAUCUGAACCAAGUGGAAAUGGCUGGAUCCCUGUUUCUGCCAAAUGGGGCAAUAGUAAAGAGGUUAUCCCCCCCAGGGAUGACUGUGAGUUCAACGGGCAGUUGACUGAGGCAUCACAGGGCUCCGUUCUGAGCUGCACUGAUUCAGACUCAGAGUUGGGUCCUGCCGACCCUCAAAACAGCACUUCUAACACCCCCGUCUUAGAGGCAGAAGCGCCCUCUGUAGUCCCCUUAGGGGGCUCUGACUCACCUACGCCUCCACAGGAAAAAGAAGAUGCUCCUUUAGCCCCCCAAACGAAUGCCCCCAAGCCUUUUAUUCCUGCCAGUGACAGCUUCAUCAACAGCCUGGUGUCCGAUCGUGACAGAACCUCCACGCUGCAACCGUCCAUCACAGAGAUGCCGCAGGAAGAGCGUGAGGAGCCACCUCCGGCCCCAGUACUCCAAACCCCUGAUGCCGGAGGGCACGAUGUCCCCUGGAUGAACGUGGACCUGGAGGGGGCAGAGGCGGCUCGAGGUGCACAAGCGGCAGGGCCCUCAGCGGGCGAUGGCAGUGCGGCUGCCACUUAUGCCCUGGGGACUCUGGAGAGCUCUCGGGGAGUGGGGGAAGAGGAAGGACCAGUGUGGGCUUGGAUUUCCGGUGGAGGUUGCGACGUGGAUGCGAGUUCACAGAUUAGCUGGCUUAGUCCUGCAGGUCCUCUCACCACCUCUCUGUCACUGACUCCAGUCCAGUCAGCCGCCUGGAGCAAACAGCCACAGCAGCAGGAACACAGAGAGGAGAUCAGCAAGAAACCGCUGGAGAGAAGCAACUCGGUGUGGGUGCGUAAGGGCACACUGCGCUGGUGGAGAGACUGGAAACCUCAGCGCUGGAUUGAUGUGGCCGUUGCUCUCGAGCAGUCCACCAAGUCAGAUGGCAGAAAGGACAGCAUUUUCUUUGUUUACUACACACAGUAUGAUGAAAAGAAGUACCUUCAUGUGUUUAUAAAUGAAGUGACGGCGCUGGUUCCGGUGCUCAGGGACUGCCACUAUGCCUUUGCUGUGUACACAGCCGAAAGGACCAAACAGAGGUGGCCUCUGGUCCUGGCAGCACAAAGCGAAAAGGAUAUGAGUGAUUGGUUGUGCCUGUUGUCUGACUGUUGCUGUGAGUGUCGAGGGAUCACAGGUCCCCCCUCCAGACAGGCCCUGUGGUCCACCACAUCAAAGGGAGACAUCAUGGUCCACGAGCCAUCCCUCUCGCUGGAGGCCCCUGCGCAUGCCAUGGCCUGUGACCUCAUGUUUUGGCGCCAGAUCCACGGCCACCUGCGCUGUGUAGAGUCUAACAGUCUGGGGCUGGUGUGGGGCAUCGGGUGGGACGGCACCGCCUGGGUCUACAGUGGGCGCUGUGAGCAACAGCCCAACCCGGGAGGUGCCGUUCAGAUGCACCAGCAGACCGACGUCAGGAGUGUGCAUGUGUAUGAGAAUCAAAGAUGGAACCCUAUGACUGGAUAUACAGACAAAGGGCUUCCUACAGACCGCCCUAUGUGGAGCGAUGAAAGCGGCCUGAAGGAGUGCAUCAAAGGCAGCACAUACCCGCCCUCCCCUCAGUGGUCCUGGGUGUCAGAGUGGGCCGUGGACUACAGCGUCCCCGGAGGAACGGACAAAGAAGGCUGGCAGUACGCUGCAGACUUUCCCACGAUGUUUCAUGGACACAAAACGAUUAAAGACUUUGUUAGACGCAGAAGAUGGACUAGAAAGUGUAAGAUCACAUUGCAAGCUCCAUGGAAGCAGGUCCCACCCAUCCGCCUGAGUGACAUCUCACUGAUGCCAUGCCUGGCCCAGAGCAAAAUGGAGCAGGUCCCUGUCUGGGCCCUCAGUGACAAGGGAGAUGUCCUGUGUCGGUUGGGAGUCAGCCUCCAAAACCCUGCGGGCAGUUCGUGGCUCCAUGUGGGCACCGACCAGCCCUUUAAGUCCAUCUCUAUCGGUGGAGCCAAUCAGGUAUGGGCCAUUGCCAAGGAUGGAGCUGUCUUCUACAGAGGAUCAGUAUCCCCACAAAACCCUGCAGGAGAGUGCUGGUACCACAUCCCCUCCCCCCUGAGACAGACCCUCAGACAGCUCUCUGUUGGGCGGACCUCUGUCUUUGCUGUGGAUGAAAACAGUAACCUGUGGUACAGACAGGGCCUCACGCCCAGCUACCCACAGGGCUCCGCCUGGGAGCUCAUCUCCAACAAUGUCACCAAGGUUUCUGUGGGGCCGCUGGACCAGGUGUGGAUCAUAGCAGAUGGAGUUCCAGGUUUCCCUGCCGAGACUCCCGGAGCCGUCUGCCACAGGACGAGUGUGGGACCCAUGCAGCCCAAGGGCCUGUCCUGGGACUAUGGGAUAGGGGGAGGAUGGGAGCACAUCAGUGUGAGGGGGAACUCCGCAGAGGCUCCUCGAGGCCCUCACCCUCCUCUCGCCGGCCCAUCGCGCAGCCCGAUCCACCCGCAGCGCCCGACUCAAGCGAACGGCAGCGCCACAAGCGUGUAGCUCUCUUUCUCUCUCCCGUUUCCUUCUCGUCCUUUUUCCUCAGCCCUGUUUGUGCCUGGAUCUAUACAUAGUAUCUCUCCUCAGACCAUUUCAAUGAACUCCUAUCCCUUGGUAUAAAGGGACAUGCACAAUCACACCCAUGGGUUUGGACUGGCUGGAUUUGAAACUUGAUCGAUGGAUGAAUGUUACUCGCUGGCUUGUUUCCCAGGCAGAAAUCAUGUCAGUAUUCAGUGAUGACAAAACAGAGAAAAAAGUGAGCGCAUGUUGUUGCUCUUACUAAGCUUUGGCUACUGGAUGUCACAGGAUCUAGCAAUAGCUUUUAAUUCUUCUCCACAGCAGCCUGAUAAAACCUAAGAAGGUGGGAUACGAUGAAGGGCUAAGGCUUGGUUACCAAAUGAACUUCAAACAAUCCCAGAGUAGCCUAAGCUGUUAUCGGUUUGUAGACUCUUGUUCUGUUUGUUUUUGUGUUUUGAGUUGCCUGUCAUGUACAUUUGCAUGUAUUAUCAUUUAUUUAUGAUGCGUUUGUUGAGUUGUGUUUCUCCAUUUAUUUUGGACCAUUACAUGUUUGCAAUGGAGUGUAUUUGGCUGCUGAUAUUUUCAAAAUGACUGGCAAAAAAAUUUGAUACACUCACUCUGUGUGGGAAAAAUAUAUUUCUUUUUACCGCCAGGCAAUACCUUUCUAUCCUUCUGCAAUAAAAUGAGAAGCUCUUCCUGUUGAUAUACAUAUACAUACACAUCUAGAUAACCGCUAUGACCGUAACACCGCAGCAGGUCUGAAUGUCACCACGGCUGGACAUUCAUCUUACAAGGGCAUUGAAAUGUGAAAUAAACGUCUGGAAAUAC